GCAUCUUUGGUCCUUCUGUUACCCAGCUCCUGGAGGCAGUGGCUGUAGCAGCCCUUGCUGCUCCACACCAUGGCCACCUGCUGGCAGGCCCUGUGGGCCUAUCGCUCCUACCUGAUCGUGUUCUUAGUGCCCAUUCUCCUGCUGCCUCUGCCCAUCCUCGUCCCCAGUAAGGAGGCCUACUGCGCAUAUGCCAUCAUCCUCAUGGCGCUCUUCUGGUGCACUGAGGCCCUGCCCCUGGCCGUCACUGCCCUCUUCCCCUUAAUCCUGUUCCCUAUGAUGGGCAUCUUGGAUGCCUCUGAGGUUGCCGUCGAGUAUCUUAAGGACUCCAACCUCCUGUUCUUCGGGGGGCUGCUGGUGGCCAUCGCGGUGGAACACUGGAACCUGCAUAAACGCAUCGCCCUCCGUGUUCUCCUCAUCGUUGGGGUGCGGCCUGCCCCGCUAAUCCUGGGCUUCAUGCUGGUCACGGCCUUCCUGUCCAUGUGGAUCAGCAACACGGCCUCCUCAGCCAUGAUGGUGCCCAUCGCACAUGCCGUCCUGGACCAGCUGCACAGCUCUCAAGCCAGCAGCAAUGUCGAGGAGGGCAGCAACAACCCCACCUUCGAGCUCCAGGAACCAAGUCCCCAGAAGGAGGUGACCAAGCUUGAUAAUGGGCAGGUCCUCCCUGUCACGUCUGCCUCUUCGGAGGGGAGGGCACAUCUCAGCCAGAAGCAUCUCCACCUCACCCAGUGCAUGAGCCUGUGCGUGUGCUACUCCGCCAGCAUCGGGGGCAUCGCCACGCUGACUGGCACCGCACCCAACCUGGUGCUGCAAGGCCAGAUCAACUCGCUCUUCCCCCAAAACGGCAACGUGGUGAACUUCGCCUCCUGGUUCAGCUUCGCCUUCCCCACCAUGGUCAUCUUGCUGCUGCUGGCCUGGCUGUGGCUGCAGAUACUCUUCCUGGGCUUCAACUUCCGGAAGAACUUUGGCAUUGGGGAAAAGAUGCAGGAGCAACAGCAGGCAGCCUACUGCGUCAUCCAGACCGAGCACAGGCUGCUGGGCCCCAUGACCUUUGCAGAAAAGGCCAUCAGCGUCCUAUUCGUCAUCCUGGUGCUGCUCUGGUUCACCCGGGAGCCGGGCUUUUUUCUUGGCUGGGGCAAUUUGGCUUUUCCCAAUGCCAAGGGGGAGAGCAUGGUGUCCGAUGGGACAGUGGCCAUCUUCAUCAGCAUAAUUAUGUUCAUCAUACCCUCCAAGUUCCCAGGGCUGACCCAGGACCCAGAAAACCCGGGGAAGCUGAAGGCCCCUCUUGGCCUCCUCGACUGGAAGACGGUGAACCAGAAGAUGCCGUGGAAUAUCGUGUUAUUGCUGGGUGGUGGCUAUGCCCUGGCCAAGGGCAGUGAGCGAUCGAGCCUGUCAGAGUGGCUGGGAAACAAGCUGACCCCACUGCAGAGUGUGCCAGCUCCAGCCAUUGCCAUCAUCCUCUCCCUCCUGGUGGCCACCUUCACCGAGUGCACUAGCAACGUGGCCACCACUACGAUCUUCCUGCCCAUCCUAGCCUCCAUGGCCCAGGCCAUCUGCCUCCACCCUCUCUACGUCAUGCUCCCCUGCACUCUGGCCACCUCCCUGGCCUUCAUGCUGCCUGUGGCCACCCCGCCCAAUGCCAUCGUCUUCUCUUUCGGGGACCUCAAGGUGUUGGAUAUGGCCCGGGCAGGAUUCCUCCUCAACAUCAUUGGAGUCCUGGUCAUCGCACUGGCCAUCAACAGCUGGGGCAUCCCCCUCUUCAGCCUGCACUCUUUCCCCUCCUGGGCACAGUCCAACACCACAGCCCAGUGCCUGCCGAGCCUGGCCAACACCACCACACCAAGCCCCUAGGCUGGGGCACAGCCUGGCCAUGCCCAGGAAGACCCACCCCAUUCCCACUCCUCUGAGCCGGGAGGGGACACCCCAAGCUCCAAGCUCCAAGCUCCAGGCCAAAGGCUGAAAGGCACGUGUGUACAUAAUCUCUCGUGUGUCUGUAAGGAAGGGGUGUAUGCUCAGUUUCCUAUGUGCUGGAAGAAAAGGUGUGUGCAUGUGUGUGUGCGCAUAUGUGUGCGCCUGCAUGGAUGUGAGGGGUGUGUGACGUGAGGCUAUCUGAGGGGGGCUGUGUGCAUGCACAUGAUCCUAGGUAUGUAUGUUGGACAGUGCACACGUGUGUGUUCACAGACAAUACAACAUGCCCUCUCUGGUGCCCCAGGUCUUGGUAUCCCCAGCUUAGUGACCAGACUUACUUGCACUGUAUUUAUUGAAAUUCAGGCUUGGAGUGGCCUGGGAGGAGGGCCUGCCAGCAGCUGCCACGGGAACAGCCUCUGGGCUGUUAAAGUCACAUUAAAGUCUUUUUCAGUAAA
This is a messenger RNA of Pan troglodytes (chimpanzee), 2360 nucleotides long. RefSeq names its product solute carrier family 13 member 2 (gene SLC13A2). Bases 70 to 1848 code for a protein of 592 amino acids. Gene Ontology annotation, cellular component: plasma membrane. The transcript has 12 exons. The record is from RefSeq and is a predicted model, not a curated record. NCBI's taxonomy places the organism in Eukaryota, Metazoa, Chordata, Mammalia, Primates, Hominidae. Gene Ontology annotation, molecular function: sodium:dicarboxylate symporter activity; succinate transmembrane transporter activity; alpha-ketoglutarate transmembrane transporter activity. Gene Ontology annotation, biological process: alpha-ketoglutarate transport; cellular response to lithium ion; succinate transmembrane transport.